Messenger RNA from Necator americanus (New World hookworm), 1353 nucleotides. RefSeq lists its product as uncharacterized. The record is from RefSeq and is a predicted model, not a curated record. NCBI's taxonomy places the organism in Eukaryota, Metazoa, Nematoda, Chromadorea, Rhabditida, Ancylostomatidae. The transcript has 11 exons. Bases 1 to 1353 code for a protein of 450 amino acids.
AUGAAGAAAAUAAGAGUACAAGUAAGAGGAGGCCCUCGCACUCGCCUAUACUUCAUUACAACACAAGAUAUAGGGAAUAUCGCUGCAAAGUAUCGGAUGCAGCGAAGCAAUAGCACAAACAAUCAGAUUUAUUGGAUUCAGUGUCCAACAUGCGAGGAUUGGAUGCAUACCGAAUGUAUCAGCAACAACGUAUGUCCUCAUGAUAGAACAGAAUUGGGCAGAAGUGAUGCAUGUGGUUUAGAAUUUAUUUCUAGCACUCGUGCUGGCGUCUCUUCCAGAGCAUCCAAUGGUUCGCAUGAUUAUGUACAUGCGACAACAAAGGAUGACAGAAGAAAAAUCGGCAAACUUAUUGUCAGUAGAGUCUGGCGCAGUCCUUUCAUGGCAGAUAACACAACAUUAUCAGAAAUUAUGGUUUUACUGAUCUCCUUCCAUAUUGAUGACCAACUUUUCUUGUCAGUACCCAUCGAGGAAAUGGCAACCAAUAAUGAAACAACACCGUUAAUGAGUGGAUCGGAGGACGGAAAUCAUGUAGAUUGUGCUGUUUAUGGUCCCGUUUUACCCGUGUCUUUGGGCGAUAAAAGUUUAACGGAAGGUAAGGGAAUUAUUGGCCCUGAGCUUCCCAAGGAUGCCGGAAGAACGAUUGGUCCCGAGUUACCUCCUGGAUUUGUUACUGAUGACACCGAAGAGGACGAUUGUUAUGGGCCUGCGUUGCCACCUGCAGCAGAGAGCAAUGACUCCAAACGUUGGAUCGGCCCGUCGCUGCCACCUGAUCUGGAUUUGGGGAACGAUCAAAACUUUGGGCCUACCCCAAUUCAAUCUGAAUACGACGAUAUCGGUCCCAUGCCUGUUGCUAACGUGGAUAAAGAAGAACAAGCGUUAGAGUACGUUAAAAGACGUUUAGAACUGGAGUCAAAGAACGCUGAGGAACAUAAGCUAGUACGAGAAGAAUGGAUCACCAAAAUGCCUAAACAAGGUCCCAUUGCUGGUCUCACUGCUCGCACAUUCAAGAGAACAAAGGAUACCUCCGAACUCGACGAAUCUUGGGAAGACACUCCCAAGACGAAACGUGUCAUGACUCAGGGAAAGGAGCCCCAUAGCGGCUACCAAGAACAAAAGAAGGCUGUCACCGAUCAGGAACAUGAGAGCAGCCCCCACGAGUCUCUCGUUGAAAUGCACAUGAAGAAACGUGAAAAGGCCAGUGGAACGAAGCUGACAACAAAUUCUGGAGAAAGAGUGCCGUUCAAUAGGGAUCAGGACAUGGGCUACUGCGGAAAACCUGCUGCUUCUGCUGAGGAAUUGAAAAAACGGGCUGGUGAACUAAGUGCUCGGUUCGGAUCGAAAAACUACCUCUAG